Molecule: messenger RNA, 1129 nt
Organism: Poecilia latipinna (sailfin molly)
Lineage: Eukaryota; Metazoa; Chordata; Actinopteri; Cyprinodontiformes; Poeciliidae
Product: histone H4
Exons: 1
Coding region: 763-1074 (103 amino acids)
Cellular component (GO): nucleosome
Molecular function (GO): DNA binding; protein heterodimerization activity; structural constituent of chromatin
Source: RefSeq, a predicted model, not a curated record
UUUUUAUUUCUGCGUGUAACCACAUAGAGAUUUUGUCGUUACUACUAUAUAUAAAUACCUCUAAUAACAAUCACAGUGAAACUAUUUGAUUUAAUCUGCCAACAGAUCCAAUUACUUUUCUCUUAGAAUUACACCUACCUACUACUGCUACCUAUAACCAAGCCACAUUUUGAGAUUGUACGCAUUUUUAUUUCAAAAUGUAGUUAUUUGUCAAAAUGUAUUCAAAGAACAAUUGUACAAUUGCAUGUUGCUGCCAUUGAUGAGCAGCCAAAAAUCAACUCAAACUGCAUGCACUUGAUUUAAGAAAUGAAUAGCUCAGAUUGAACUGAUUCAGUUGCAACUGAAAUUUUUAUUUCACUUCCACUGAAAAUACAUAAAAAAGGCUAUUUAUUAUGACUGAAAGCGCUUAACACAUUCUGUGUGAGGAACAAAUGAUCAUUUGUAAAGAUUUAAUUAAAAAUGCGAUUUACUUAAAUAUAUUUUUAAGAUUUUUAAUUGAACAUUAGAAAAAUGUUGAAUUCGAUAAGCAAAUAAAAGGUACUCUUCAGACAAUGAAUUAAAAUAAAUUACACCAGGAAUCCAAAAUAAAAAGGCAAAUUAAGGAAAAUACGAAGUUUUUCAGCCGUUUUCAAUGACGUGACUGGCUCUGUUAAGCUCGGUUCCUCUCCUGUUCUCUUUCACGUCCGCAGUUCACAGAUAUAGGCGGUGCUUCAUCCAUGUAGCUCUCAUUAUCGCUUCAGACUUUUCUAGAACGAUACCACCAUGAGCGGCAGAGGAAAAGGAGGCAAAGGACUCGGUAAAGGAGGCGCCAAGCGUCACCGUAAGGUUCUCCGUGAUAACAUCCAGGGAAUCACCAAGCCCGCUAUUCGUCGCCUGGCUCGCCGUGGUGGGGUCAAGCGUAUCUCCGGUCUCAUCUACGAGGAGACCCGCGGUGUGCUCAAGGUCUUCCUGGAGAACGUCAUCCGUGACGCCGUCACCUACACCGAGCACGCCAAGAGGAAGACCGUCACCGCCAUGGACGUGGUGUACGCUCUCAAGAGGCAGGGCCGCACUCUGUACGGCUUCGGAGGUUAAACUGCUCCGUCAUAUUGACAAAACAACAAAACGGUCCUUUUAAGGGCCACACACA